UUGGAGAACGAGAGCACUGUGGAUUAUGUUAUACGGGCUGAGAAUGCGGCGACAGCGCUACGAACCUCAGAAGAAGUAAUAGGCGACACGUUAUUAAUUGCGAUGGUACUCAAGGGACUGCCGAGUAGAUUCGAAACAUUUUCCGCGAUUAUUGUGCAACGAGACAAGCGGGAAAUGACAUUUGGUGAAUUCCAGGCCGCUGAUUACGUAGGUACGAGGAGAGCGAGAGAAGUCGUAGUAGUGACACUGGGGAGAAUGUUAUGUUAUUUAAGCACAACGAAAAGUCUGGAAAUUACGCACAACGAGAAGACUGGAAAUUAUAGUGGUGCAAAACUCGUAAAACGAAGCAAUGUUGAACGAACUCCGAAGGUAGGGAAUCAGCGAAGAAAAUAGAAGAACAAGAGAAAGGUUUCAAUGGACACUCGUUUACAUUCACACUAAGUGACAGUAAUUCCGAACAUUUGGGUAAGAGUAUUGAUAUCGUAUAUUAUAGCAAUUUACUUGUAGAUGCUGCAGGGUAACAAGUCAUAUUAUUAAUGAUAAGUCUAAGUUUAUAGCCUUUGAUGGAAAUUUUGAUUUAAGUUUCCACGGCAUCGAACUUGCUGAUAGCAGCAAGGCAAAUGUUUUAACAGGUAAGGGCGUAGCAAAGGUGGAGCUUUAUGACGUCAACGGAAGCUCACAUGACAUAAUCUGUAGAGGAAGGCGGCAGUAUAAGUCUUGAUAGGCAUGCUAAGCAGUUUAGAAACUCAGAUUGCACUGUUUUUUAUAUAGUCCAUGUUGGUCGUUUGUAUAAUUUGAAUAGCAUUUCAUCUUUGAGAAAUAAUGCGUAUACUCUUACAGUGACAUAGGAUCCUAGGACACUAUAACUUAAGGGAUAUACGUAAACUAGAGAGCGUUGUAGAGGGAAUGAAGACCUCAAGAUGAGAUUGAAUGCAAGAUAUGCACACAAGGUAAGAUGUGACACAGUUGAGAAGUAGAAUUUCUGAUAUAAGGGCUAAAGCCCCAUUAGAAUUGGUGCAUUCUGACCUUGCUGGGCCUGUCAAUCCAGUAGGUAAAGAUGGUUUUAAUUGAUGGCUUUAUUCCGUACUCACCCCAUCAUUGUUGCUAGAAGCUAAUUUGCCUAAAAUGAUGUGGACGGAUGCUGUUAUGGCAUUGGCAUACAUAAGGAUCGAUGCCUUAACGAUAGGCCUGGUAACUGGUAAGACCCCUUAUGAAGCUCUAUUAUUACUGGUUUAAAGCCCAAUUCAAGCAACAUGCAUGUUUUUGGUGUGGUAUGCUAUGCUUAUGUGCAGAAUGCUAAAGAGCUGGAACCCUGGAGUAACGAAGGAAUUUUGGUGGGAAAUGACAAAAAGAGCCCGGCUUACUUAGUCUACUUAGUAUAUUAUCCUGAAAGCAGGAGGGUUGAGCGGAUUAGGUGUGUUAAACUCUUUGAUUCUUUAAGCCCUGAGAACGAGGUCCUUUCAACUGAUGAAGAGGUUAACACUGUGCCUAUAGUGCAUUGCCUGGUGUAGAGCAAAACUCCAAUGUGAAUGACGCAGAGAACGAGGCCUUGCCAGAGGUACAAGAGGGUACAACAAGGUACCCAACUAGAGCUCAAACUCUUGUCUAAAUGUUGCUGACAAUAGUAUAAACCAUGCUGCAGAGUGAUGUUCCAGUCUCCUAUUCAGAAGUAGUGAGUUCCCCAGAAGCGACAAAUUGGAAAAGGUCUAUGGAUGAAGAGGUGGACUCUUUAGUAGGUAAUGAAACUUUUACACCUGUACCACCCCCACAGGACCGUGAGAUGGUGGGGGAGGGGAUGGGGUGGGUCUGCACAGUUAAGACCGGCCCCAACAAUGAGAAAACCUACAAGGCUAGGUAUUAUUCCCAAAUCCCUGGCGUAGACUAUGGUCGCUUUCCAUUUAAUGGCUUGACCGAUCAGACCCGAUUUUUUGUCUCUGUAUCAAUGGAAAGAUCUGGUCUAUGUUUCUGAAAUAUCUAGCGAAACUACACUUCCAUUCUAAUGUUAUCCAAAUUUUCCGGUCAGAUAGGUUCGAAGCCCAAACGUUUUGUGUUCCAUUCAACAAUUUGACCGUUCUGACCGGUCUGGCCUUGUUAAUGGAAACACCCUAUAUCACGAGACUUUUGCCCCUACAGCCCGAAUGAGUUCAGUUCAUGUGUUGGUGCAACAUGCAGUACAAAAUAAAAUGCUCGUGCAUCAGAUGGACUGUGUUAAAACGGCAUAUUUGAAUGAGCCUAUUGAUUGCGAUAUUUUUGUUCAACAACCGAAUGGCUAUGAAAACGAAGGAGAAAAUGGUGAAAAGCUUGUCUGUAAGCUAAAGAAAUCUUCAUGUGAGUUAAAGCGGAGUGGGAGGAAUUGGAAUAUGAUGCUGUUGCAUAAUUACUUAAAGAAAGGGUUACGCAAUAUUUUGCUGAUCCAUGUGUGUGUGUUUGCUUUGUUGGAGAUGAUGCAAAUACGUGCAUCAUUAGUGUCAUUUUGUUUGAUGACUUGAUUAUUUCAGCAGCACUGUUGUUAAGUGUAAAGGGUCGUUUGAGUAAUCGGUUUAAAAUGAAAGAUCUCGGUGCUUUGCUUUGGUUCUUCGGUACUCAGUUCAAAUGCUCAUUCAUGGUGGUAUCGAACACUACCAUCUUUACCUCUAUGAUGCUAAGUUUACUAUAUCAUCACCGACGACAAGCCGCUCGGGAUCUUCAAAAGUCAGAAUCCGACCUCGACGAGAAUCGACUGCUGGAAACUAAGACUGGUGCCCUAUGACUGCGAAGUUGUUUACAAACCAGGAAAACAUACAGAACACCCUCUUCUUCUUCCGAUUCUUCCCCCACCGACAACGCCACCGGAGCCAAUAUCAACUAUUUGUGCACCAACCUCAUCCCCAAAGGCCAAAGCUAUGAAGCUAGACGAAGUGAAGAAAACUAAGAAAGAAACCGCUAGCGACUUUAGUCCUUUAACCAACGUCGUUCGACGUGGUAACGUCGUUGUUGUAGUAAGGGAAUCGUCUCCGGAUCUCCAACAUUUUGUUUUUGUAGAAAAAUCAAAGAGGAUACGUAAAAUAAAAUGCUGGGUUUUGCUUCCUGGGUACUUGAAAUAA
This is a messenger RNA of Paramuricea clavata, 3083 nucleotides long. The record is from the annotation of a GenBank genome assembly. NCBI's taxonomy places the organism in Eukaryota, Metazoa, Cnidaria, Anthozoa, Malacalcyonacea, Plexauridae.